Messenger RNA from Liolophura sinensis, 4916 nucleotides. RefSeq lists its product as uncharacterized. Lineage: Eukaryota; Metazoa; Mollusca; Polyplacophora; Chitonida; Chitonidae. The record is from RefSeq and is a predicted model, not a curated record. The coding region runs from base 1 to 3342 and encodes 1113 amino acids. The transcript has 25 exons.
AUGGACGUGAACAGGCCACGUGAAAAUGGCAGCCAGCAGGCUGCUAGAAACAGAAAAUUUUAUGCUCUUCCUCAAGAAUUAGAUCAUAAAAAAUCAUUACGAAAUUAUUCAUCAGAUGUCACUGGGCUGCUUCAGUUAGUAUCAGAAAGUGUCAUUGGGAAGGACAAGGUUUUCAAUGGACCUUUUGGACCAAGGAAAGUGAUGUACAUGGACUAUACAGCCUCAGGAAGAAGCUUAUCAUUCAUAGAAGACUUUAUCCGAUCCGAAGUAUUACCAGAAUACGGGAACACUCACACAACAACCAGUGUGACCAGUCUACAGACAACACUGUACAGACAUGAGGCCAGAGAUAUAGUACGGAGUGCUGUGAAUGCCAGUGAACAUGACGCAGUGAUAUUUGUCGGCAGUGGGUGUACGGGCGCGGUGCACAAGAUCAUUCAUGGGUUAAAACUACCAGAGCCGCCUGUGGUAUUUGUAGGACCCUAUGAACACCAUUCUAUUUUGUUACCUUGGCGAGAAUACGGAGCAAAUGUGGUGCAGAUACGUGAGGAUGAAUUCGGACAGAUAAGCCUGGACCACUUGAUCACAGAACUUCGGAAGUGGCAGCCCAGUGGAAAACAGUUGAUUGGCUGUUUUUCUGCUGCAUCAAACAUUACUGGAAUUUUAACAGAUGUUGACUCUGUGACAGAGUGCCUUCAUCGCCAUGGAGCUCUUGCAUUCUGGGAUUACGCCACAGCUGCCCCUUACGUCAGAGUUGACAUGAAUCCAAUCAGAUCUAGUUGUGACAGCUCUCUGUGUUCAAAGGAUGCUGUUUUUAUGUCAGUACAUAAAUUUGUGGGAGGAGUGUCUACCCCAGGAGUUCUUGUUGCCAAGAAGUCAUUAUUCCAGAAUCCUGUCCCUGAGGGAUGUGGAGGUGGUUCAGUGUUUUUUGUGAGAAAGGAAAGGCAGCGGUACCUGCAGGAGCCUGAAUUGCGUGAGGAGGCUGGAACACCCGAUAUUGUUGGCUCCAUCAGAGCAGGGAUGGUGCUACAGCUAAAAGAGGCUAUAGGUCACAAGGUCAUCAUGCAGCGAGAGGAAGAACUCUGCAGAAAGGCUGUAUCUGCUUGGCAGCGUUGUCCUGGAAUGAUUAUUCUGGGGAAUGAGUCAAGCACUCGACUACCCAUAUUUUCAUUUGUUGUUUAUAACAUUGAGACUGGACUCCUGCUUCAUCACAACUUUAUCAGUGCUGUCCUAAAUGAUGUGUUUGGUAUCCAGGCACGGGGUGGAUGUGCGUGUGCAGGCCCGUACGCUCAGGCUUUGUUAGGUAUAGAUGAAGAGUUAGCACAGAAGUAUGAAGAACUAUUGGCAGAGGAUAGUCGUUUGGACAGAAUUCACCUGAGAAGAUAUACAGAGUACUCAGACAGAGAAAUUCUCAGACCUGGAUUCACCAGGAUCAACCUGCCUUACUUUAUUACUGACGAGGAACUGGACUUUGUCAUUCAGGCUGUUCAAAUUGUGGCUACAGAGGGCUGGAAACUAUUGCCUAAGUACAUGUUCAAUCCUCAAACUGGAGAAUGGAGGGCAAGAAAUCAUCAGUUGUUCAGAGACAGAAAAUGGCUGGGUCACAUCAGCUACUCCUCGGGACAAAUGACCUACAAGGAUCCCUUCACAUUAAGAGGACAGCUACCCCAAAAUUUACAGGAAUGCUUGAACCAGGCCAAGCAGCUUUGUGAGACAGUCUAUCAGCUACCAGAUUAUACCAUGAUAUUUGAUGAGGAAUCCAGGCCAUUUCGCUGGUUUCUUCUUCCCAGUGAGGCACAGCAGUGUCUGAGGGGUCAAAGUUCACAAGAAAGCAGUCACAGAGGUCAGAGUUCAGAGGGUGGCUGUCAGAGUUCACAGAUACCUUUUUGCCCCUCAAAACUGUGUCAGAGAUUUGGUGUGCAGCCUAAAACUAUUCUAUCUGUUGAUGGAAAUGAGAAAAAGUUCAUCCAGGAGGAUUUGCCUGCUUUGGAUUCGGUGACAAGUUCUCCACAUUCUCUGAAAAAUAAAGUCAGUUUCAUGACAGGAAUGGUACAAACUUUACAGAGUGGGUUCUCCAGCAUUGCUUCUGAUGAUCCAGAGGUGUCAGAGUCACUCACUGAAAAUCAAGAAUGUGUUAUGUUGGAUGAAAAUCCUGAUUCGGAUUGUGUCUCAAGUGAGGACAGAACUUCAAUGUUUGUAACAACUGAGACACAAAAAAUGUCUAGUAUGACAAAAGGUAAUGAGCCAGAUCUGCUUCAGGAUGAGAGGACCAGCUCAUGCCAAGGAUUAAGCCCAGGGCCUGAAACCAAAAUGACACUUGGCAGUAUGUUAGAGGUCAGUCCUGAAAGUAAGUUAACUUCUGUUUCAAGUAUUGUAGACAAAGACAAGGAUAUUCCAGGAGGAGGCUCUGUAGACUCUGAUAAAUCUAAAACAGUCAGUUCAUCCAGAUUAAAGAGGAUAUCCCAAUCAAAGAAGACUUCCUCAGAAAUCACAGAUCAAGAAAACCCAAAGGCAAAGAAAACAAAGAUUUUGAAGUGGCAUUGUCCAGGGAAGAAGAUAUUUAAUCCCUUUCUGGAGGCAGUAGAGGAGUACAGCAUGCUGAGGGUGAAUGACCGUGUCUUAGUUUGUCUGUCCGGGGGAAAGGAUUCCCUCUCUCUACUACACACCAUCAGACAGUACCAGUUCUAUGCCAGAAGCAAGGGAAAGAACUUUGAGUUUGGAGCAGUGACUGUGGACCCCCAGACCCCAUCAUAUGACCCCAGCCCUCUGAAAGACUACCUGGCAGUUCUUGGGGUUCCAUAUUUCUAUGAGUCUCAAGGUAUUUUAGAGAGUGCUGCAGGGUUGCCAUAUGAGUGUGCCUCUAUUUGUAGUUUCUGUAGCCGUAUGAAGCGAGGUCGUAUUUAUGCCUGUGCCAGGAGAGAAGGAUACAAUGUCUUAGCUCUCGGACAGCAUCUUGAUGACCUUGCAGAGAGUUUCCUCAUGUCUUUUUUCUAUAAUGGCAUUCUAAGAACUAUGAAGGCAUCCUAUACAGUGCAGGAAGGAGAUCUGAGAGUCAUUCGUCCAUUUGUUUAUGUACGAGAGAAAGCCUUGCGGGAGUUUGCAGCAGAGAAGAAACUGCCAGUAAUAGCUGAGAAUUGCCCAGCAUGUUUCGAGGCUCCAAAGGAGAGACACAGAAUCAAGCAGCUCUUGGCGUCUCAGGAAAUACUCCACCCACACCUUUAUAACAGCAUGAUGUCAGCGAUGAAGCCCGUCAUGGCAAUCAAUAAGACAGGGGUCAAUCUGGGGACUUUGUUUCAAGGGAUGAACAAAGGGGAUGAGGAAGAUGAUGUCAGUCUGCCCUGAAACAUAAACAGAUGAUGAGUAGUGGGGAUGAGCGUUGCCCCAUGGCCUAAAAGGAUAAAGGGCAUGAAAAGUGGGGAUGAGCUUUGCCCCACGGCCUGAAAGGAUAAAGGGCAUGAAAAGUGGGGAUGAGCGUUGCCCCAUGGCCUAAACAGACAUAGGACAUGAGCAGUGGGGAUGAGUGUUGCCCCAUGGCCUAAACAGGCAUAGGAUAUAAGUAUUGUGGAUGAGUUUUGCCCCAUGGCCUAAACAGACAGGAUAUAAGUAAUGUGGAUGAGUGUUGCCCCAUGGUCUAAACAGACAUAGGGCAUAAAUAUUGUGGAUGAGUGUUACUCCGUGGCCUAAACAGACGUAGGGCAUGAGAAGUGAGGAUGAGUGGCUGGAGUAUCCAGAUCUUAAAUGUACUCAGCAGACUCAACGUGAUAACAAAAUAUGGAUUUCAAGGAAUAACAUGUCACUGGAGAUACAUGUAUAUAUAGAAAUGAUUGGGAGAUCUAGUGAAGACUAAUCUAUAAAUGGGCUGAACUACUUGUCGUGUUUAAUUCAGUGAAUGAUCCUACUACAACGAGGUGACAGAUGGCUGUCAACAUUGUGAUGGUGGAGGUAUGAGGAAGAGUAUGCCUGCGUACCAUUGGACAGAAAUAGAGGAGUACAUGUACUAGGUAUUUGAAGAUGGACCCACACUUAAACGGACUUCUGUCUCAUUUUCAAACUGCCCUAUUUUCAUGUGCUUCUUUUUCGACAAGCUGAGAUCCAUAAUUAUGUAGAAGUGGCUCAAGGAUUUCUUAUUAAUCAGUGGAAUUUAUAUAAAAUUCAAAAACUUUAAUUUGUUAGGGGCCAAAAUUUGGAAUUUGCCUGAUCAAGCUUGUGUGAGAGAUUUAUGCAAAUCAACCGAUGACCAGAUUAGAUAUAGCUCUUGCAUUUUGGUCAGAAUGAAUCAUUUAUGAGAAAUUUUAUGUAAAUGGGAUAUUGACUUUUAAAUAGUAAACUCUAACAGCUGGUGGUCACCCUCAGGAAAGCUCAUAUGAUGACUAGAUUUUAACAUUCUUUUCUUGCAAGUACAUGUAUUACUUUCUUUUCUUUAGGUUUUUUUAAGGGUAAUGGAAAUAAUAUACCUUAUAUAAGGUUCCAUGGAAUUCUUUGUUUACCUGGUAUCUGUGAAUGAGAAAUUCACCGUGUGCCCUAAUUGAUUGAUCAACAUUAUUGUGAAUAUGUACAUCUUAUUAUACUGUGAGAACUCCAAAACUAAAAUCCAACAUCACUAAUUUUGAAUGUACAAUAUAUAAGGAAAUAAUAAAUUUCAAGAUUAUAAUUUUCGUAACAGUACCACUGCAAUUUCCCCGUUUGUCAAUGGAACAACUUUUAAAAUAACAUAUCUCAGUCAUGUAUGAUCUACAUGUAUCUAGGGAGGUGUGAGAAGUUAUAGCAAAAGUGAUGAUUAGUCAAAGGUGUCUUGAUGAUUACAAGAUAUUUUCAUAAACUUUUAGUUCUACAUUGGAUUGGUUGUGAUAGGUUUUUUACAAAAGCGAAUAUAAAUGUUAUCUACUUAGAGAGUUUGCAUGCUAGCAUAACAUAAU